Molecule: messenger RNA, 906 nt
Organism: Podarcis muralis (Common wall lizard)
Lineage: Eukaryota; Metazoa; Chordata; Lepidosauria; Squamata; Lacertidae
Gene: MRPS15
Product: mitochondrial ribosomal protein S15
Biological process (GO): mitochondrial translation
Cellular component (GO): ribosome; mitochondrial small ribosomal subunit
Molecular function (GO): structural constituent of ribosome; RNA binding
Source: RefSeq, a predicted model, not a curated record
GCUCCCGCGGGGACCUGGCCUGUGACGCACCAAGAUGGCGGCGCCCAGAAACUAAGCCGGGAGAGAAUGUCGCUGGUGUUGCUCAGAGGAGUCUCGGCGGCGGGGGCUGCCGCGCUGCGCGGAUGGAGCUGCCUCGGGUCGAACGUGGCGGCGGCGGCUCGGGGAUCACUGCAUAAGAGCCCCCUCCUUCAAACAGCCAGGGAUUAUGCCAGGCCUGUCCGUAGAAAAAAGCAAGAAAUCCCCAGCCAUUUGGAUGAUCUGCCUCCCACAAUGCUGAAGAAACCUUAUGCCAACAUCCCAGUUAUAGACAAGGUAGACGAUGUUGUGAGAAGGUUGCUGUCUCUGGAAAUGGCAAGCCAGAAGGAGAAAGUGAAAAUCAAGAAACAGCAGCUAGCAGACCAAGUACGGAAGUCCCCAACUGACACUAGCUCCUUAGAGGUCCAAGUUGCAUUCUUGACAGCCAAGAUCCGCACGCUCCAGGAACAUCUGCAUAUGCACACCAAGGACACAGUCAACCGUCGCCAAAUGCUGAUAGCCAUAGACCGGCGGAAGAUGCUGCUGAAGUACCUGCGCAACACCAAGUACGAUGUCUUUGAGAAGACGUGUAAGGUGCUGGACAUCAAGUACGAGUUUCCCCCAUUGUACUGCCGGAGAGCCACCCGGCGCUGGAUCGCCAAGAAAGCCUUGUGCAACAAGGUCUAUCAAGAGGUACAGAAGCUGAAAGCCCCGCAGAGACUGAAGCAACGGCAAGAGUGGCUAGAGAGAACCAGGGCCAGAGAAGCAGAGAAGCAGGCAUCACCAACUGAAGGCAGCCCAGUCUAAGCCAAACCUACCCUAUGUUUGGGAGGGGGCUCAUAUUGAGCAACAUCUUCUGAAGCUGGUAGACAAUAAAUGAUUUAAUCGCCA